Molecule: messenger RNA, 2105 nt
Organism: Ceratotherium simum simum (southern white rhinoceros)
Lineage: Eukaryota; Metazoa; Chordata; Mammalia; Perissodactyla; Rhinocerotidae
Gene: SNX30
Product: sorting nexin family member 30
Biological process (GO): reticulophagy; protein transport; endocytic recycling
Cellular component (GO): phagophore assembly site; early endosome
Molecular function (GO): phosphatidylinositol binding
Source: RefSeq, a predicted model, not a curated record
CGCCAUGUCGGGCGGGCCCCCCAAGGCCCUGCCGUCCACGGGGCCCCACUCCCUGCGUGACAUGCCGCACCCGCUGGCCGGCUCCAGCAGCGAGGAGGCCGUGGGCGGCGACAGCACGCCCAGCCCGGACCUGCUGAUGGCCCGCAGCUUCGGCGACAAGGAUCUCAUUUUGCCCAACGGUGGUACUCCAGCAGGCACUUCAAGUCCCGCUUCUUCAUCUUCCCUUCUCAACAGACUUCAGCUUGAUGACGACCUUGAUGGUGAGACCAGAGAUCUCUUUGUCACUGUUGAUGAUCCCAAGAAGCACGUCUGUACAAUGGAGACCUACAUCACCUAUAGGAUCACCACCAAAAGCACUCGGGUGGAGUUUGACCUGCCAGAAUAUUCUGUUCGCCGAAGAUACCAGGAUUUUGACUGGUUGAGGAACAAACUAGAAGAAUCGCAGCCCACUCAUCUCAUUCCCCCGCUUCCUGAGAAGUUUGUGGUGAAAGGUGUUGUGGAUCGUUUUUCAGAAGAGUUUGUGGAGACCAGAAGAAAAGCUUUGGAUAAAUUCCUAAAAAGAAUUACAGAUCAUCCUGUGCUCUCUUUCAACGAACACUUUCAUGUUUUCCUUACUGCUAAGGACCUGAACGCCUACAAGAAGCAAGGGAUGGCGCUGUUGACUAGAGUGGGCGAGUCGGUCAAGCAUGUCACUGGGGGCUACAAGCUGAGGAGUCGGCCUCUUGAGUUUGCAGCCAUAGGCGAAUACUUGGAUACGUUUGCGCUCAAACUGGGAACCAUUGAUCGAAUAGCCCAGCGCAUCAUCAAAGAAGAAAUAGAGUACCUUGUGGAGCUGAGAGAAUAUGGGCCUGUGUACUCCACAUGGAGCACAUUAGAGGGGGAACUGGCCGAACCCCUGGAGGGUGUGUCGGCUUGCAUCGGGAACUGCUCAACAGCCUUGGAAGAGCUGACAGAUGACAUGACAGAAGACUUUCUACCUGUGCUCAGGGAAUAUAUUUUAUACUCUGACUCCAUGAAGAGCGUGUUGAAGAAGAGGGACCAAGUGCAAGCAGAGUACGAAGCCAAACUGGAAGCUGUGGCCCUGAGGAAGGAAGACCGGCCCAAGGUGCCAGCAGACGUUGAGAAGUGUCAGGAUCGGAUGGAAUGUUUCAAUGCUGAUCUGAAAGCCGACAUGGAGAGGUGGCAGAACAACAAGAGGCAGGACUUCCGGCAGCUGCUCAUGGGAAUGGCUGACAAGAACAUCCAAUAUUAUGAGAAGUGCCUCAUGGCGUGGGAGUCGAUCAUUCCACUACUGCAGGAGAAACAAGAGGCCAAGUAAGCUCCCUCGUGGGACAGACUCUUCUGCCUACGCGGGGCAUGGCGCACACACCAGAAUGUCCCUGCGGUGCCAGAGAGGCGACACUGGGAAAACAACCACGGAAACAUCUCCCCUUUGUGUAUUUCUUUCCCUUACACCCCUCCCUGUCUGACAGUUGGUUUCAAUUAGUAUUUAUUCCUUGGUGGAGUCUGUAAGGCUAUGAUCCUCUCCCACAGAGGAGGCAUACCUCCGUGCUGUGAAGGAACCUCCUAAAGUAACACUACGGACAUUUGAAACUGAGGGACAAGACAGCCCUCGGCUGACGUUUUGACAUCUCAUUACGGUUUCCUGUUUGGGGACAGCAGAGUUGCCUGUUGUAGACGAGAACCCAUGUCCUGCUUUUCAAGGACGUGAGGAAGGCACACAUAGAAGGCAGCUGUCGCUUUCCUUGGAUACGUGGCAGCUCUGGAAUUGACCUCCGUGGGCAUUGACUUGUCUCAGCCUAGAAGGAGGUGUUGGCACCUCCGUGGAAAGUCCCUCAUGCACAGUGGCCUGCAGCUGUGAGUGUAGCCUGCUGCCUGCUUGUGAUGAAUGACACCUGUUUUAUGGUUUCCAGUUGGUGCAGGACCAUUUAAAUCAGCGUCUAUAUGCAUCCAUGCUAGAGUGAGCAAGCCAGCGUUCUUGUCCUUAUGCGAUGCCCCGGGAAGCUGGGGGAGCAGUGCUCCCCGAACUUGUUUCUGACGCUAGAAUGCAGUAGAUUUGAAACUGUUUUUGUGUAAAAUGAAAAAAGGUGCAUUUUUCUCAGUGA